CUCUGAACCUAAACAGUUAAUUAAACAAAUCCUUCCCUAUUAACCAUUUAUAAAAACUCAACCAUUUUCGCAGGAGGGAGUAGAAACUAAAAAACCAACGCGUCUGAUCCUUCAAGCGGUUGCAUAAGAUCAUCCCAAUCGACGUUGCCGCACACUCAUAUCGGUUGCUGCCUCCAUAGAUGGCAAGGAACAACAAAAGAAACAGAUCUGGCAGUCGGGCUAAUACCGGUGAUGGUUGCGGAGGGAUUGUGGAGGAAGUUCCUCUUGAGGUUAUUGGAGAUAUAUUGUCUCGUGUAGGAGUUGCACGAGACGUGAUUCGAGCUUCCCUAACUUGUUCCAAGUGGCGAGAAGCUUAUCUCAAACAUCUUCAUACACUUUCCUUUAAUGUCGAUGAUGAUGAGCAUGUCUAUCGGGAACUCCCUACUUGUGACUUAGAAAUGUUGAUCACAAAGACCCUUUUCCAAUCACCCGGUUUGCGAAGAUUGUCAAUUCUGAUGGAUGAGAAGCACAUAUUUACAGCCACUUCAGUGGUGGGUUGGUUAAUGUUCUCCAGAGAAACAUUGUCCGAGUUGUUUUAUAAGGCUAGAACUUCUCAGCCUAUUGAUGUUCUUGAUGUAUUUGGAAGGCAACGACUUGAAACCUUGAGUUUAUGUGAUUACACAGUGACAGGGGUUGUGCCGAAUUUCAAAAGAUUCCCAUGUUUGACUUCACUUUCUCUAUGUGACGUCAGUAUUCCAGUAGAGGGACUGCAACGACUUCUUUUGGCUAUUCCCAAACUAGAGCAUGUGGAACUUACCGAUAUGUUUCUAUGGGGUUUAAACGAUGAUGUUUAUUCGGCAAAAGUAACAGUCAAGUUGCAUUGUCCUUCAUUGAAGUUUCUUUCGCUUACUCAUCUUCAACCCAUGGACUUUAUUUUGGAGAAUGGUAGUCGUAUUGAGUACGUGCGUGUGACAAGAUGUGGUUUUUGUUUAUUUAAGAUCGGUGGUAGUAAAACUUUGAGGCACUUCAACAUGUCCUGCGCUAGGGCUCUUCUUCUUGAAAUUGAAGACGGAGACAACCUCGAGAGUUUAGAAAUCACAAGGAGUGAUGUUGCGCAGUCAAAUUUAUUCCCUAUGAAGAUACGCGCACCAAAGUUGAAAACGUUUCGAAUUUGGGAUUCUAAAAUUGUUGAAAAAGGGAAAGGACUCGUGGUGGAUUUGGAACCACUAGCUGUUGGUUCACCACAACUUAGCCAUCUUGCAAUAUUUUGUGAUAAUGGAUCAUUUUGUAACAUUAGUUUUGGAUUCUCGCUUUCCUUGGAGAAGGUAUGGGUCUUGGAGAUCGGAUGGGAAUGGGAUUACAUUGAUGGCUUUUGUGAGUGGACAGAGAAGGUGUUGAGGUGCUGCCCAAAUGUUAGGAAAUUGAUUGUCCAUGGGGUAGUUCCAAAAGAGGCUAGUAUUCCUUGUCCUUCGAAGUAUUUGGAGGACUUUGGCGAGCACACAUCAUCAAUGUUCGAAAUGAUGAGGAAGUAUCAGCAUAUACAAGUGCAGUUUGUUUUCAAGUAUCAACUCUACGCGUAAUUUCUGUGCCUUGGGGCAGUUCAAGUGAUCAAUAAAAAGUGCAAAAAGGAUUGUAGCCGGAUUGCAUAACUCAAAUGUUCAAUAAGGGGUUGCAAAAGGGUGUUAUGGCCUGGUUCGAUUCCGAGCAAAGACUGGAUGUUUAAUUGUUUAUGGUUUGCAUAAGAUCCUUUUGUCACGAUCAGGAGAUCUAUAAAAGCUGCUUCGUUGGUGACAAGAGGUUUUCCUUGGAAGUGUUAUUGCCAUUUCCCCAGGCGCUCGCUCGCUGGUGACUUCCCAAAGUUUUACUCCCUCCGGUUAUUGUGCUUCCAAUGUGAAAUCCGGACUCCAGAGUUGAGGAACACCAUUAUAGUCCAGAAAAAAUUUCAACGGCAUUAUAGUUGCUUUUCAACAGUAUGGAGCAGAAAAGUGGUAGCGGAGCAGCAGUGAGUGCGGCAUGGUGGAGGGGGCGUGAUGGCCGGUCACGCUCAUCCGACAUAGUCUUACUGUCAUACUCUACAAAUUUGAAGCACCCAACACAUGGGUGCACCCAUGCUUUACACAGACAAACACAGACGAUAAUUGUCUGUGUCGCACAGACAAUUAUUGUCUGUGUGCACCCAUGUGGUGGCACCCUAGCAUUUUCCAAAUUUGAAUACAGUUUUCUAUUCACG
Messenger RNA from Cuscuta campestris, 2209 nucleotides. The record is from the annotation of a GenBank genome assembly. Lineage: Eukaryota; Viridiplantae; Streptophyta; Magnoliopsida; Solanales; Convolvulaceae.